Molecule: messenger RNA, 1771 nt
Organism: Paramisgurnus dabryanus
Lineage: Eukaryota; Metazoa; Chordata; Actinopteri; Cypriniformes; Cobitidae
Gene: alg11
Product: ALG11 alpha-1,2-mannosyltransferase
Biological process (GO): protein N-linked glycosylation; dolichol-linked oligosaccharide biosynthetic process
Cellular component (GO): endoplasmic reticulum membrane
Molecular function (GO): GDP-Man:Man(3)GlcNAc(2)-PP-Dol alpha-1,2-mannosyltransferase activity
Source: RefSeq, a predicted model, not a curated record
GGGUAUGUUGUAACGUAGAUCUGGCAACCCAGCGUCAUGCGCUUCCGGGUUCUGACGAGAGUUGUGUUGUCAAAAAGAUGUCGGCGCACGAUCACCAGUCUUUCUGUCUGUGCGAAUUACUUAGGUUGCUGUGGACUCUACUAUUGCCAUGCAUCUAUCUGAGUUUUGGUUUUACAGUCAUCCUCAUCCUCCUUAUCAUUGGAUUGAGAAGCUGGUUUCAGAAGAAGAGGAAAACCAGGAGAUCUCAGGAUGGCCGGCUGACCGUGGCGUUCUUUCACCCGUACUGCAAUGCAGGAGGAGGAGGAGAAAGAGUGCUUUGGUGUGCUUUACGUGCUCUUCAAAACAGGUACCAGGAUGUUUCCUUUGUGGUCUAUACAGGUGAUCAAGACGUAACAGCAGAACAGAUCUUAGACAGAGCAAGAAGAAACUUCAACAUCAGACUCCCUCGAGCUGUUAAGUUUGUGUUUCUGAAACACCGUCAUCUAGUGGAUGCCAAACAUUACCCAUAUUUCACCCUUCUGGGGCAGAGCGUAGGAUCCAUGUUCCUCGGAUGGGAAGCUUUGACUGAGUUUGUCCCAGACAUCUUCAUUGACUCGAUGGGCUACGCUUUUACCUUACCUGUGUUUCGUUACCUCGGUGGAUGUCAUGUGGGAAGCUAUGUGCAUUACCCCACCAUUAGCACUGAUAUGCUGUCUGUAAUUCGAGAAAGAAACCCAAGGUUUAAUAAUGCAGACUACAUCUCCAGUAACCCUGUGCUGAGUGCCAUCAAAUUCAUUUACUAUUGUGUCUUUGCACUCUUCUACGGCCUGUCUGGCUCCUGUAGUGAUGUCAUCAUGGUAAAUUCCACCUGGACAUUGGGUCACAUCGUGGCUCUGUGGCGUGCACCUCAUCGCACCAGUGUCGUCUACCCACCAUGUGAUGUCCAAGCCUUCCUGGAAGUGCCUCUUAAGGAAGAGAGUGAGGAGAAAAACGACAAAAAGUGUCGCACCGUGGUCUCAGUGGGUCAGUUCAGGCCUGAAAAAGACCAUCAGCUGCAAAUCAAGGCUUUCAAAAAGCUUCUGGACAGAAUGGAGGAGGAUCCUGACGAUCAUGUGACCGUAAAACUAGUGUUGAUUGGUGGAUGUCGUGACCAGGAAGAUGAAGACAGGGUACUGAUGUUGAAGGGAUUGUGUCAGGAUCUUGAUAUGGCAGACAGAGUGGAGUUUAAGCAAAAUAUAUCUUAUGAGGAACUGAAGAAAGAUCUAACAGAAGCCACAAUCGGGUUGCACACAAUGUGGAAUGAACAUUUUGGGAUCGGUAUCGUGGAGUGCAUGGCUGCAGGAACAAUCAUUCUUGCUCACAAAUCUGGUGGGCCAAAGCUGGACAUUGUAGUACCCUAUGAUGGUGGUCCAACAGGCUUCCUGGCAGAUGAUGAAGACAGUUACGCAGACGCCAUGGAACGAAUUCUUUCAAUGACUCCGGCCGCUCGGUUAGAGAUUCGACGCCGGGCACGUAUGUCUGCCACCCGCUUCUCAGAUCAAGAGUUCGAAAGCUCUUUACUUGCUGCCAUUGAACCUCUGAUGGCCACAGAAGGACAGUGAGAUGCUCUUUAGUCUUUUCUGACUGAGUGAAUUGGCUGAAUGUUAGUCCAGUCUGUGCUGGCCGAUAUUGACCAGGAAUCAUUCAGUUUCUAGAGUUAAGGUGAGGAUUUGCUAUUUAAGAAAUGUAAUGGCUAUGCAUCAUGGAAAAUUGACAUGUUGCUUACAAAUGUGUAUAGCUGCAGCUCAUAUCU